GUCUUUGCCCCGAACAGUCAUCGUCGUCUCUUUCACUGCGUUUCUCAUUUUCCCAAUCAACAAUUCAGGCGACGAGAAAUGGGGUGGAUCGGAGACCAAAUCGAUUCCAUAAAGUCUAUACAGUUCAGACAAGUCAUCACUCAAGCUGUUACUCUCGGUAUGAUUGUUACAUCGGCACUGAUUAUAUGGAAAGGGUUAAUGUGUAUAACUGGAAGUGAAUCGCCUGUGGUGGUUGUUCUUUCUGGAAGUAUGGAACCUGGCUUCAAAAGGGGUGACAUAUUGUUCUUGCGUAUGACUGAAGAUCCUAUUCGCACAGGAGAAAUAGUUGUGUUUAAUAUUGAUGGCCGCGAAAUUCCAAUAGUCCACAGAGUGAUAAAGGUCCAUGAGCGCCAAGAUACUGGUGAAGUUGAUAUACUAACAAAAGGAGACAAUAAUUUUGGGGAUGAUAGAGCUCUAUAUGCCCAUGGUCAGCUCUGGUUACAGCGUCAGCACAUCAUGGGGAGAGCUGUAGGGUUUUUGCCGUAUGUGGGUUGGGUGACAAUAAUUAUGACUGAGAAGCCUAUUAUCAAGUAUAUUUUGAUAGGCGCUCUGGGGUUAUUGGUCAUCACAUCAAAAGACUAGGGCAAAUAUGGAGGGAUCAGAACUACGAAAAGGAACCACAUAGGGCCUAACUCAGCUGUUUCUAGCUUCCGUUCACUUCUCACUUGUAUGAACAUGUGUACCUUGCUGCUCAAUGCUUGUCCCAGGAAACUAUAGUUAAAAUUUUAAAAAUGUACUACCUAUUCUAUAAUUUCCCUUUAUUAAGACAUUAUUAUAAGUUCAGAUGAAGAAAGUCCACUUUGCUAAUAGCAAAUGAGUUUAAUCAAUUGAAGGAUUCAUUCA
Messenger RNA from Ipomoea triloba (trilobed morning glory), 882 nucleotides. RefSeq names its product signal peptidase complex catalytic subunit SEC11A-like. Bases 79 to 621 code for a protein of 180 amino acids. Gene Ontology annotation, molecular function: serine-type endopeptidase activity. Lineage: Eukaryota; Viridiplantae; Streptophyta; Magnoliopsida; Solanales; Convolvulaceae. Gene Ontology annotation, cellular component: signal peptidase complex; membrane. The transcript has 8 exons. The record is from RefSeq and is a predicted model, not a curated record.